Messenger RNA from Anopheles funestus (African malaria mosquito), 7826 nucleotides. Its product is annotated as probable Rho GTPase-activating protein CG5521. Gene Ontology annotation, molecular function: GTPase activator activity. The record is from RefSeq and is a predicted model, not a curated record. Lineage: Eukaryota; Metazoa; Arthropoda; Insecta; Diptera; Culicidae. Gene Ontology annotation, cellular component: cytoplasm; nucleus. The transcript is spliced from 6 exons. Gene Ontology annotation, biological process: positive regulation of GTPase activity; regulation of small GTPase mediated signal transduction. Bases 493 to 7206 code for a protein of 2237 amino acids.
AACAACCCACAACUGUCAUAUCGACUGGCAGCGCCAAGCAACCAACCAGGGAGUAUAGCACGUCAUUACGAUGAUGUAGCCAAGAGGAACGAAACACUAAUUUUUUGGAAAAGCAGCUCGGCCGCAACAACGUAGCUCUCGUGCGUGUAUGUUUGUACUUCGUGAAUUGGUGUUUUCAUAUGUUUUACCAUAAUUUGGUUUCGCGAAAUUGCUAGGCGUGUACCGCGCAAAGCAAACUGGCCCGCAAUGCAUGUGGUGUAAAACUAUCCAAAGCGCUUGCAGCUGGUUGGCCGUGUUCCGUUUUCACCACCAUGGAGGAUUUGUUUUUGUUUUCUCGGUCGCUCUGCUAGCGUAUUGAAUGUGCUAAUCCGCUCGAUGUGCAUUGUGUAGUGUAGUGACUAGUGUAUAUAUUGUGACGAUUGCUGUUCAACCUUCCGUCGUAUCGGGUGUUUAAAUGGUCUAGUGCUACAGCAAACCAGUGGAAAGUUCGACAUGUUCACCAAAAAGGCCAAUAUCGAUUUGAAAAAGUCGACCCAAAAAAUACAAGACAGCAAGAAAGAUUCCGCUGCCCGUCUGCGACAUCUGAAAACUAUACUCGAACACGUGGACAGCGAUGAGGCAAAAAAUCUGUUCGAAGCUAACUACAGUCACGUCUACUACAUCCUUUACGACACUUUCGUACAGGCCGAGGCGAAUCUGAAGCAGCGUGUACAUAAAACUCAUCGGGAAGAAUUGGACGGAUCGUUGUGGCUGCUGAGCAAAAUACUAUGUCUGCUGCCAGAGUUGGUCCAGCGCCGAUGGCAGUGUCAUUCGCUCGGGCGCAUCCUUGCAAAGUUACUGCACUACGGCAACAGCGUAAAGCUACGGCGUGAGGGUGUGAAAUAUUUCCUCCUCUGGUAUCAGGCCCUCGGUGACAAUGCACCGCCCUUCGUGCAUGGAAUGUUUACCGAGCUCGUCCCCGGACUGUCGGUACCGCAGCGUGGCAAAAAUGCACCGGCCGUUCCAUCCGACAGUGAGUUUAUCGCUACGGAUUUGCUGAACCACCCGAACCUAAAAGGUGAACUCGGUGGGUCCGUGUUCCACGAUACGACGGCCACCCAUCCGGUAAAGUCGCCCGAAAUACAACCGCUCAUUCCACCGAGCUCGAGCGAACGGACGGCGGCACCGGAUCCACGCGAUGGGCUAGAAAUUCUGCUCGACUGCAUGGUGCAGUCCUGCGGGUGUUUGAAAUGGCGCGACAACAGUCCCCAGCGGCACAUACGAACGUUUAACUUUUUGCUGACAAAGUUCCGCGAACAGUACCUGCCCGUGUUUUGUCCCUCGUUCGACUACAGCACGUCGGUGUACGAGCCGAAGCUCGAUCUACCCGUCAUCCGGAGCGUUUCGAAGCGCGAAGAGGUGAUGAGCUCGUGCGUCGUGGUGCUCAUCAUAUGGAUUGCGAAGUAUACGCACGAGCGGCACGUAAACAGCAAGUUGGAGCAGAUUCUUUCGAUUGAGGACGAACCGAGUGCGGGAGCCGGUGGUGGUUCGUUAGAUCAUGCCAGUUUGCUGUCCAAUUUGCGCCACAUGGGUUACACACAAACGCAGCUAGUGCGGGACGUACUGUACUCGAGCCGGGAGACGGUUAACUUUGUGCACGAAAUCUACCGGCAGGCUUUCCUGAUGGCCUUCACCUCCAAGUCGCAGAUUGAAGCGAUGCGUAUCGCCAUCUCCGUGUAUCGCGACUGGAUGAGCAGCAUACCACCGCCACCGUUUCUGUUGGAACCGGAUCUGGAAGCUUUACCCGUUGGAGGAGGAGGAUCGCCCGGUGGUGGUGGUGGUGGCGCCGUGCUCGGACCACCAGGGCUGGAGACGAUUUCCCCAACCGCCAGCAAUAGUCGACCCGGUAGCCAACGGUUGCGUACCGAUUCCUACCUGGGUGCAAUGAUGAUGACCAAGGAGAAUGGUUCUAUACGGGCCGGUUUGCAGAAUGUGCUGCAGGUGUUCGUAACAAACGCGGUAAACGUGUUUAUGGUCAAUACGGCACAUUUGAAUUUGCACUUUCAAUCCAAAACCAACGCGGACGGGUACGCAACGCCGCUCGACGAGCAGACCGAUAUUUGUAAGCGUGUGCUAAACAUUUACCGCACGAUGGUCAUGAAGACGCGCAUGGAAGCGAAAACGUGGGAGCAACUGUUGCUCGUACUGCUUCAGGUCACUUCCGUGAUUCUGCAAAAUUCGCCUCCGAAUGCGAAGAAGAACAAUCUCGGUGGAAGGUUGGCGCAACCGAUCUUUCAGACGCUGAUUGUUACGUGGAUCCGUGCCCAUACGAACGUUCCGGUCAACGCAGGACUGUGGGAUCGCUUUCUAAAGGUGCUAUCGUCUUUAACGCACCGUGAGGAACUGAUCGUCGAGUGGGAUAAAACGAUGCAGACGCUAACGCGCGUCCUUGCCCGCCAAGUUUACAAUAUAAACCUUUCCGAUCUGCCGCUGGAUCGGUUGGCAGAGCAGAAAGGUAAACGAAAGCGUGGAACACCGUCCAAUUGGACCGCAAGCGAGAGCGGUCGUUCCGUGAUGGGAAGGGAUGGAAUCGGAAGUGGAGUGAACAGUUCCGACAGGCAUGGUACCGCGAUGCAUGAUAUAACGUUUACGAAUGGAAGUAAUGUGGUCGCUUCGGUACCUUCCGAUGGUGGUGCUACUACAACACUCAUGCGUGGCAACCUCAAUGGUGGCGGCAAUGAUCGAUUAACUAAUGGUUCCGGUGGUCCAUUAACGGUCACGACAACAUCAACCAUUACGUCCACUACCGGAGGAGGAGGAGGAGGUAUGCGGAUGGGGAACCCCCGCAGCAUACCGGGCACACCGUCACUGAAUCGAAGCUACAGCGAGGGAAGUCUUUUGUCUGCUCCGUUCCGUAAAUCACGUGCCCGGCGUCGUUUGCGCAUUGCCGGACUUGGCCUAACGAUGGGAAGCAAUGCGCGAGAGCAAACUGUCGCAGCAGAUCAACAUCAUCACGGUGCUGAUCAUUCCUUUUCCCGGUUGCUCUCCAACACAUCGACAUUCCUAAGCAUUAGCAGCGAAAAUCUGGAAAUGGCUUCGUUUUCCGAAUGUACCGAAGUGAUACCGCUCGGUAGUGAAGGGCACGGAGGAUCUGGGGCUGGUAGCGUUCUGCGCCGUGCCGUAUCGCUCGAUUCCGUUCGACCACCUGGCGCGGGUGGAUCGGCGAAAAAAGAUCACUCGGAUGAUGACGGUUACCGGCAUCAUCGUGUUGGAACGAGUUGUGAAACUGGUGGUGGAUCGCGCAGUCCAUCACCGACGGCAUCGAGCGGUAUUGAGAGUGGAUCGAUCAAAGACUCUCCGAUGCAGAUAGCGGAUGCGCUUACUGCUGACAGUUCCAGCAUUGAUACGCAGGAUGAUCCCCAGUCGUUCGGUGGUUCCUCUUCAUCGAUGGCAACGACGGCCGAUCGGCGAUCGAUUUUGGCUGGCGGCACGGCCAAGGGUUGGCUGCCGGAUGUAGCGGCCGUGAUGUGGCGCCGCAUGCUCGGUGCACUCGGGGACGUGAACAAGAUCCUUAAUCCGAAGCUGCACGCUCAGGUGUAUCAGUAUUUGGUCAGCAUGACGGAAAGUUUGAUCAAGAUCCGCAUGAACCAAGGCAUUUCACUUGAUGGAAGCGGACAUUCAUCGUCUGCUACACUACCGUCCGCCAGUACGAAUUUGGUACCGCCCGUUGCACUAGUGGCCCCGUGGUGCUACGGUGCGCUCGCUCUCGAUGCGCAGUACGCGCAAGGUAAACUGUACGCGAUGCAGCUGUUGUGCACGAUCGUACAAAGUGGUGCCAGUUUGGGCAAUCAUCAGCUGCCACUGUUCUAUCAUGCGCUGCAUCAAGCACUGACCGGGGAGGAUCGUGCAAUGGCCUACACUGCGCUACGUUAUUUAGGUGGGCCAAGAUUUUUGAGCCUGUUGCUUCCGGGACAUACGCUUCUGCUGCUUGAUCUGGUCCAUGCAGCAACCGUAGUGCUCACAUCCUCGGAAACAGGCCCUCAUGCUCCACGUGCCCAUGUGGCCGGUUUGCUUGGAUCGCUACUGUGUUUUCCCCGAACUUCCCUCCCAGGGCCCGUAUUGCAACCGUCCGAGCCACACAUCGAUCUGAUGGAAUGUCCCGAUCUACAAGAGCACGUGCUGAAUGUUGUAUUGCGCUGUGCACGCCGUGAACCGACAGCAAAAGCGCGCUGUAUUGCAAUCGCCUCGCUCGGCCAGUGGAUACUGCAGAACCUAACUAACCCAAGCGGCCAGCAGGCUGGUGACGGUGAGGUUGCAUUUAAACUAAAAGUUCCCCACCAUAGCAGCGAAACUGGUUCGCGCCGUGAAUCUGUAACGCACAGCGUCAAUCCGCGGAUCCGCGAAGCAUUUCAGGUCAUUCUACAGGCGCUCCAAUUUAAGCAUCACACAAUCGCCCGUCUAGCGUCGGAAACGUUGAAACUUUGUGCCGAACAGGGGGCACGGAUCGAACAGAUCGAGCGUCUGCCGCAGCUGAUCAUCGACACGGUGUGUCUCUCGCUGGACAUUCACAAUGUGCCGCAUCCGAAAGAAUCGGAUAAAACGGUUCUAACUUCACUGCUGUUGACACUCGGUGAGCUUUGCAUGUCCUUCUCGGUUCGCACACUACAACAACCAAAGCAUCACGAUUCGACGGAGCCGCUUAUACUGAUCGUGUUUCGCAUACUGUACAAAAUAGCCACCGGACUGCAGAAUGGCGAACGCAUUAAGCUGUUUACCACCGACGAAGAUUUUGACUCGACCAUUGUGGUCGACGAUGUGCGGGAGAGCGGUAUGGGUGAGUCCGGACCAUAUCAAACAUCCGAAUCCAUCGCCAGCUGUCAGUCGGCGAUUCGGUUGUGCGCUAAAACGGUCGCAAUGCAUCUCAUCACCAAUCUCGGACACUUCCCGAUGGGUAUCGGCGCAACGCGGCUCAGUUCGUUGGUAGAUGAGCAGGAUGAUUUGAUGAGCGUAUCGGUCGGCACGGUACCCGUUCAUCCGAGCACCGGUACGGGUCCGUCCGUUGCAACGUUGCAGCGUGAAAACUCCAUUGCGGGUGCACGCGUCGAUGCGAUGGAGCAUGUCUUAGCUUCGCCCAAUUUACAACUGCUCAUGCUAAGUCCGGAACUGGUGGCAAGCUUUAUUGAACUGCCUGCGUUAAAGCUACCCGGUGGUGGUGCUACCGCCGGAUUGCUCACCGCAAACCGACAGGUUCGUUUGCUGCUUCGUGAUCUGAACGGGAAAGCGUGCUGGGAUGCCUCGAUACUGUAUCAAGAACCAUCGCUAUCCGUUCCAUCGGCGGGACCGGUCGAUUACGAACGAAAUGCAACAUUCCAAAGUUCAGCGCCUGUUUCGCGGCACUACGCCUACUCAACAUUACCCACGGGAUCUGGUCAGUUGGCGGGAAGUAAUAGCGUGGCGGGAAGACAUUUUGCCAGCGGUAGUACCUCGAUCGAUCCGCUAAUGUCCACCGCUAUUGGAUUGCCGAUGUCGCAUGGUCCGCGGCACACUCUGCGCCAUCGGCCGGUGCAUCAGCUGCCGGUUGCAAAGGAUUUGGCGCCAGAUUUGGAUCAACUGGACGACCUAUUGCAAUACAUCGGCUAUACCAGCCCGGAAUGUUUGGACAGUUCAGAAAUACCGUUGAACACAGCCGGACCAAGUCCGUUGGGAGCUGGCCUGGAAGGGCAAACUAUUUCGAUCAUUCUAAACCAACGUACAAUCGAAGCGGAAGCUGUAGCACGCCAAAACUCCGGUACGAACGGUCUGCUGAAUGUUGAACGAUCGUUGUCUGGUGGAACAUCAUCAUACCCAACGCUUGUGUCUAGCAGUGGUUACGGUAGCUACUCACCCGGCCAAUCAUACGCAGACGAACCAGGAACAGGUACCUUAACAAGAGCUGCCAACGCUAUGCAAAGCAACCAGCAACAACAGCCACCAGCUGACACCACCACCACGACGAAACCAUUCCAACUCGGGCGCAUUCUCUUCAACCAGCUCGGUCUAGCCGGUUGGGAACGGCGCAAACGAACACAUCUGCUCCAGCGCACCGAUAAGCUGCUGCGCGAGUUGCGCAAUCUCGAUAAUCAAAAGUGCCGCGAAACGCACAAGAUGGCUGUGAUUUACGUGGCCAACGGGCAGGAGGACAAAGGCAGCAUUCUGCGGAACGCUUGUGGCAGCAGUACUUACGAAAUGUUUGUAUCGGCGCUUGGCUGGGAGGUCGAGCUUGAGUCGCACAAUGGUUUUCUCGGCGGGCUACCACGUCAGGGCUGUGGUCAGACGGCACCCUAUUAUGCGACCCCGUUCCUGGAGGUGAUCUAUCACGUCUCGACACGCAUGCCAUCGGAUACACCGGAAGCGAUAUUGAACAAAACGCGUCACCUGGGCAAUGAUGAGGUACACAUCGUGUGGAGUGAACAUAAUCGUGACUAUCGGCGGGACAUUUUGCCGACCGAGUUUUGUGACGUGCUGAUCGUCAUUUAUCCGCUGAAGAGUGGUCUGUUUCGGGUGACGGUAAACAAAAAGCCCGAGGUACCAUGGUUUGGUCCACUGUCGGACGAGAUGGUUGUUGGUGGUGCUUGUUUGGCUAGUUUGGUGCGAGCAUCAGCGAUCAACGCAAGUCGGGCAAAGCGAAGUUCUCUUUCGCUGUACCAACAGUAUUACGAAGAGCGCAACCGAUCCAUCGACACAGUGGCGUUGCGCCAUCGGGAAAACAGUACAUUCGAAGAUUUUACAGCGCGCAUCUUCUGUCCGAUUGCGCAGCAGAGCGGUGGCAAAGUAGGUGGUGGACCUAGCGGAACGGCCGGAGCAUCGAUCGCUGCUGGUACGAAUGCACCGGCACCGUUGGCGGCUGCCCUGAUCGAUCACCACAGCCGUGGACCAUCGAAAACCUGGAUACACCAUCCGGAAAUGGUUGCAACGGCCCGUGAGGUAACACAGCAAACGCUUGCUUCCGUAUCGCUGGAUCAACCGUCCCCAAGACCGCUGCGCAAGCUGCACCAUCCGUUCAAGGCAGUGCCGAAAGGGAAAGUUAGCAACCAACCUAGCGGAGGUAUGAUCACUCCCGGUGGAUCAAGCACGGUGGACCGAUACGGUGUUGGUUUGUCGAAUUCGACUGCCGUGAUUGGACCUGGUGGCGUAACCGGUACUACACCACCGGAAAGCCCAACCCUACCGGGACGGAAGAUCAAAUGAGAUUGGUGGUAGCUUCGGGCUACCGCAAUCGAGCUAUCUUUGCUGCAACGAUCACAGGCAACAAAGGGUUCUCGAGCUGGGAAGGCAACGGCCAACACCACCACCACCACCACCACUGUCACUGUUUUGACUAGCAAUACUGAUAGAAAUAAUCACGGUAACAAUAAGAAUAACGCUAGCUGUAACAUUAACAACAAUAAUGGCAGCAAGGAUCGAAACGAAAUGGAAGAUCGAUCGUCGUUACCUUCCAGUUACGGGCCGCUCAUUAGCCAACAAUACGAUGUAACGAUUGUGGCCAGAAUAACAGCAUGUUUUUGUGGAAAGUAACAGCAGCUUUCCGGCAGCUAAGAACGAUAGACAAGAACGAUGUACAACAUCAACCAGGCAAGUGAUUUACGAUUAGGCGGGGGAAAAAAUUUGUUAGAAACCAUUUGUUUUGGUUGCUGCUGGUACCGGGGUUUUCUUUUCGGCCCAACGUUAUCCAGCAAACUCAUGUUUUCGCACCGUGGUCAAAAGUGACUGCCGGAAAAACCGACAGUGGGUUCGUGUUAAACGAUAGUAUAAGAGCAACAAAUGAUUAGCUUUAACAUGCCGUAGUUAGAUAGAUCCUUUCCAUUUGC